Messenger RNA from Syngnathoides biaculeatus (alligator pipefish), 2921 nucleotides. It is a transcript of the gene trafd1, whose product is annotated as TRAF-type zinc finger domain containing 1. The transcript has 12 exons. Bases 481 to 2169 code for a protein of 562 amino acids. The record is from RefSeq and is a predicted model, not a curated record. NCBI's taxonomy places the organism in Eukaryota, Metazoa, Chordata, Actinopteri, Syngnathiformes, Syngnathidae.
GCGCCUGAGAGGCAAUGCGCAGGGCACACUCAUCCCCGCUCUCUACAUCGCAAAGAAGAAACGACCGUGAUGCACUUCUAGCGACUAGCCUGCGUCUCUGCCAAUUUCCCAUUUAUUCUUUUUUUUUUUUUAAAUCAUUUGGAAGUCCGAUACUCGUCAUGAUUAUUUGUAUGAGGUUGUACAACGUCGCCUAUUUGACCCGUUCCGUCUGACAGAAUUAAAACGAUGCGGCAGCUUCUCGGGUACUAUUAGCCAGGCUAGUUUUCGGCUAGCAGCAAGUUAGUUAGCAAUAGCCGAGGCCAAGCUAGUCUUAGGAAAGGACGGUUGCCAAGCUACAUUCUCGGGUUUCGUGCUCCAUUCAUAUUUUACCUGUGGGUAAAACACUCCCGUCGGCUUGAGGCGAAGAUGCUUGUUGUUGGCGGUCGUGACUGAAGACGAUCGCUUGUCUGCUAACGAUUGUAGCCGGGCUCCAGCAAGACCAUGGCCGAUGAAAAUACUCAAUUUUGUGGCAACUGCAAACACGACAUUCCAGAGGCAAAUUUCACCACCCAUGAAAUCCACUGUAGAAGAAACAUCGCACUUUGUGAUGUGUGCCAGGAGCCGGUGCCGCGCUCAGAACUGCAGGAGCACAAGCAACAGGAACAUAUCCAGAUAACGUGCAAAUGUGGACUCAAGAUUAAUAAGAAUCAAAGUGAGGUUCACCAGAACUCCGAGUGCUCUCAGCGAUUGGUGGCUUGCCGGUACUGUGAGCUGGAGAUUGCCUUCAGUCAAUCCAGAGAGCACGAGGAUUACUGUGGAGCUCGCACCGAGCCCUGUCCGCAGUGCAAGUGCAAUGUCAUGUUGAGGGAAAAAGCACUGCAUCCAAUGUUAUGCGGCAGUCCCACGCUGCUGCAAGAGAGGAACAACAGCUACUCCGGUCGCAAUCCGGCAGAUCCCCCCCGUGUCUGGUUCGAAGGCCACUCCAUCCGAAACCCUCUGAGAACCGAGGAGCGAGGCCCCAAGGAAAACAACCUCAGUGCCGAAAAGCAUCAGGCUGCUCCGGCCGGUUUUGACUCCGCAUUUUAUAACACUUCAAGGGGACCAAAAGGCAGCGCCGACUGGAAGAAUAUUGCCCCGAGGAAUAUUUCGUCAAGCCGAUUAUCGGAACAGAGCGAGUUCCUGAGUCGCAGUAGUGCCUGGCCACUUCAAGACGAGGAUUCAUCAGGCCUCGACUACAUGUUGGCCCUCAGUUUGCAGACCGACGGCGAUUCCAUGGCCGGUGGUGGGGAGGCCAGUCUGUGGAGCGACAUCUGGGACCACACGAAGACAUCCGACAGCUCCGUCGGCUGUCAACUCCCCACGCCCAACAACAACUACCCGAACGUCCCCUCUCGUACAAGUGCACUUUUGGACCGGGAUCAAACGGACAUCAUGCUUCCCUGUGAGUUUUGUGAAGAGCUGUUUCCAGAAGAGGACCUCAUUUUGCAUCAGACUGGCUGCAGCCCCGCGUCCGCCUUUGCGUCCUUCAGCAAGCAGCCGCCGUCCCCCCCUAAAGAGGUCAGGAACGCUACGGGAAUGAUGCGUGGCCUUCCGAACACGCUGGCCUCCAACAUCCCCACCUUCCCGGGCUCCGUCUCGCCAGCCUCCUACAGUCCACCGGCCAGCCCACUCGAGGGCGACGUGAUGAUUCCGUGUGAAUUCUGUGGCGUGGCGCUGGAGGAGGCUGUCGUCUUUCAUCAUCAGGACAAAUGCGACAUGCGCCCUCAGACCGCCUUCCCGUUCAACAAUAUAACAAAAGCAUCUGUCAAAAAAACUCCUGCCAAGGACGCGUUUGGGCGGAUUUCUCCGGAUUUUCACCGCAGGAUAAAGCAACAAGGUGACUUUUUGGAGGACAAUCUAGGAAUUUCCGGCGAUCUCCCACCCGGACGACACCAGCAGGAAUUGCAGCGAGGCUACAUUGGGCGGCCGAGUCAGCGGAAAACGUCCAACUGUGAGGUCGCAGCGCAAAACAGAGCUCAGCACAGCAGAGAAGCCGAAGGGCCGCUGUCCUCUUUCUUGGACUCUGACAAGCCAGGCUCGGACUAUCUAAAGGGACUGCAUUCAACAGAGAAUAAAGAGGCCAGAGGAAACAGAAGGAAUGUGUUGACAAAGCUCCCGAAGAAGCAGAACGAAGACCAGCAGGAGGAAUGAGCGCCACAACAUAUAUACACACACACACACACACGUCAUUUAAACACAAGAAAGAUGCUUUAUUUGCGCUCUGCUUUCAAUUUUGGUCCAUGUUUGGCAAUCAUAAGUAUAUCUGAUAAGUGCCUGUGUCAGCAGCAACACCACUUUACAUGUAACAAUUAAAGCUCAUUUGAUAUUUUUUAUUAAUCUGAUACUCUAUAAUUUGUCUCAGCCGAUAUUAAAAUGUUUUUUUUUUAUUUGCUGUAAGCAUUUUUAUUUACCGUCCCUAAUUUGAAUGUCUUCAUGUAACCUUAAUGCAACUCAUUUUUGUGCGUUUUUAUACUGUUGUAUAUUCUUUCGUACCUUCGCUAAUACUUGAUGGUUUUUCAUCAUAUCCUUAGAAAUGUGUCUGAGCUGACAUUUCCAGCUGUCGCCUGUUCAGUCUUAAUUUCACGUUUCGCCAAAAGAUAGAAUAAAUAAAUGAUGUGGUUUUGUAUAAUAGAACUGCAACUACAGUAUGCUGUACUCUUGUUUCCACGUGCCACACGUCUGAAGAUCUGCAGCACAUCAUUAGUUCAAGUGAAAAUGAUCAUUUGAGUAAAAUCCAUAAUUCAUACCAGAGAGGAGUAAAUGAGUGGCAAAAUCUCCUGGUUUUUGGUGUCUGACCGUGCACGUGGAUGAUGGUUGUUUUGUGUACUGCGGCCAUCCCGACGCGCUCAUAUCUGUGAUUCUCCUUUGGGUGUUUUGUAAUGUCAAUAAAUGUUCACGGCUUC